Messenger RNA from Pelobates fuscus (common spadefoot toad), 3994 nucleotides. RefSeq names its product zinc finger protein X-linked (gene ZFX). The transcript has 8 exons. The record is from RefSeq and is a predicted model, not a curated record. Gene Ontology annotation, biological process: regulation of DNA-templated transcription. Gene Ontology annotation, cellular component: nucleus. The coding region runs from base 496 to 2877 and encodes 793 amino acids. Gene Ontology annotation, molecular function: DNA binding; metal ion binding. Lineage: Eukaryota; Metazoa; Chordata; Amphibia; Anura; Pelobatidae.
UGCAGUGCUGGCAGCCAGCACUGCAAACAACUCCUCAAAACGUUUGGGACCACUAACGGUCCGUACUGACAGGUGAGCCCCAGGUGUCCAUUGAUAUCUGGGACUCUCUGAUAUGAACAGGGAUUUAAACUUGGUUGUACCAAAUAUGCAGGGCGAUUUAUGCUGCCCUAUAGGGUUUAAAGUCCACUUUAUGUAGGACAACAUAGAAUACCCUAACUGCGUCAAGGGGUUAAGUGAAAUAUAUUUAAAUGUUUGUAUCAUAAGACCUCUAUUUUAAAUAAAGCCUGAGGGAGUACUGGUUAUUAUUAUUUCGAAUAGUGUGUACCCAUAGAUUUUACUUUGUCACAGCCUUAGCUUCUCUAGCAAGAUAUAUGUUUAUAUAUUUAGAUUUAACCUGAUAAUUUAUUUAUUUUCAGGAGCACAGGAAGAGGUUUUAAAGUCCAGAAUUCCAUUCACAAUACUACAAGGAAGAGAAGCUAAUGGUUUUUCAUAGCCAUGGAAGAAGAUGUAGCAGAGCUCGAACUACAGACAACAGAACCACAUGCAUUUUUUCAUGCUGCAGGCAGACCGCAUCUUAAUGGCAAUGAAAUAAUUGUAGAGAUCCAGGAGACUGUCUUUGUUUCUGAUGGUGAUGGAGGUAUGGCCGUACAGGGAUUUUCUGAUGAUGCAGACUCUGUGGUGAUCCAGGAUGUCAUUGAAGAUGUGGUAAUCGAGGAUGUCCAGUGUACAGACAUCAUAGAAGGAUCCCGAGUGUCGGAAACUGUUAUCAUCCCUCAGCAAGUCCUAGAGGAUGAGAUAGAAGCAGGAUUAGAUGAACAAGAGCUCGAAGAAAAUGAAUUAUCUCACUGUGAUGUUUCAGAAAGUGUUUUGGACUCUAGUCUCGUUGAAAGCACCUUGUCUGAUGGAGAGAAUAUUGUUCAUUCUGUCUCUGAAAACGUGGAAGAAGAGAUUACAGAGGACAGUUUAACAGAGGACAUGAUUUCAGAAGAGGUCCUGGUAGCAGAUUGUGCUUCAGAGGCAGUGAUUGAUGCCAAUGGUAUUCAAAUACAGGGACAUGAUGGCGAGGAAGUUAAUUGUGAUGACUAUCUCAUGAUCUCAUUGGAUGAUGCCGAGAAGAUUAAUGAAGACUGUACAGAGGAAAUAACAAUGGGAGGAGAGUUAGACGGAGAUCCUAGCAAACUGGAUGGGUCGUGUCCAGAAGUAAUCAAAGUCUACAUUUUCAAAGCUGACCCUGGUGAGGAAGAUUUAGGAGGAACAGUAGACAUUGUGGAAAGUGAGUCUGAGACUGAUCAUGGAGAUGGACUUCUCGAUCCUCACUCUGGUGGGCGCCUACCCCGGGAAAAGAUGGUUUAUAUGGCUGUAAAUCACUCACAGAAUGAAGACAAUGACCUUGAUGUAGCAGAUAUAGCAGAUGAAGUGUAUAUGGAAGUAAUUGUUGGGGAGGAAGAUGCUUCAGUAACACUAGAUCAUCAGCUGGGUGAUGCUGAACUAAGCAAGACAUUCAUGCCAGUUGCCUGGGCUGCAGCUUACGGUAAUAACAUGAGUAACAGUGUGGAAGGGGUUGAGCACAGGAAUGGAACUGCUAGUGCCCUUUUGCACAUAGAUGAAUCUGAUGGGCUGGACAGGCUAUCUAAGCAAAAACCAAAGAAGAAGAGGAGAGGAGAAAAUAGGCAAUAUCAAACAGCCAUAAUUAUUGGUCCUGAUGGCCAUCCACUUACUGUUUACCCAUGUAUGAUCUGUGGCAAGAAAUUUAAGUCAAGAGGCUUCCUGAAGCGGCACAUGAAAAAUCACCCAGAGCACUUGGCCCGUAAAAAAUAUCGCUGCACAGAUUGUGACUACACCACCAACAAGAAGGUGAGCCUGCACAAUCACCUGGAGAGCCACAAGCUGACUGCUGCUGUAAUCAAAACAGAGAAGGAACUGGAUUGUGAUGAGUGUGGGAAGGUAUUUUUGCACAGCAAUGCUUUGUUUGCCCACAAGCUCACCCACAAAGACAAAGCUGGCAAUAAAAUGCACCGGUGCAAGUUUUGCGACUAUGAAACAGCAGAACAGGGUUUACUGAACCGUCACCUAAUGGCUGUACACAGCAAAAGCUUCCCACACAUCUGUGUUGAGUGCGGGAAAGGUUUCCGCCACCCGUCUGAGCUAAAGAAGCACAUGCGCACACACACCGGUGAGAAGCCUUACCUGUGUCAGUAUUGUGACUACAGGUCAGCUGACUCCUCCAACUUGAAGACUCAUGUCAAGACAAAGCACAGCAAGGAGAUGCCCUUCAAGUGCGACAUCUGCCUGCAAACAUUUGCUGAUUCUAAAGAACUGCAGGCUCAUGCCAUCUUGCACCAGGAAAGCAAAAGUCACCAGUGUCUGCACUGCGACCACAAAAGUUCCAACUCCAGCGAUCUAAAGCGACAUAUAAUCUCUGUGCAUACCAAGGACUAUCCUCACAAGUGUGAAGUGUGCGAGAAGGGCUUCCACAGACCCUCUGAGCUCAAGAAACACGAGGCUGCACACAGGGGAAAAAAGAUGCAUCAGUGUAGACACUGUGAGUUUCAAAUUGCUGAUCCUUUUGUCUUGAGUCGACAUAUCCUGUCUGUCCACACUAAAGAGUUACCUUUCAGGUGCAAACGUUGCCGAAAGGGCUUCAGGCAGCAGACAGAACUAAAAAAGCACAUGAAGACUCACAGUGGUAAGAAAGUAUACCAGUGCGAGUACUGUGAAUACAACACCACAGAUGCUUCUGGCUUUAAACGCCAUGUCAUCUCCAUUCACACCAAAGACUAUCCACAUCGCUGUGACUACUGCAAAAAAGGUUUCCGUCGGCCUUCAGAAAAGAACCAGCAUACCAUGAAACAUCAUAAAGAGGCUUCAUUAGCAUGAUCUAGUCUAUUCUAGACAUUCAAGUGAAUACUAUGAACCCACCCGUUCUUGUAAAGGAGACUGUAUAUUAUUUGUUUUGGUUAUGCAGUUUUCAUGUUUCUAAACGGCUAUUAUUUUUCUUCAUCCAUCGUGCUCUUUGUUUUACAAAUUAAUUGAGUUGCAAAGCUCAGGGCAGUGAUGUAGAUGUUUAUUUUUUUUUUCACAAUACUUAAAAUCUUGGGACAGAAGCAAGUAUCAAAAUUGUGGUUUAUCUUGGGAAAAGCUGCUAUGUUUUGCUAAGGGUAGACGUGCAUUUUAUUUAAUUAUUAGUUCCCGAAGAUUAAAAACUAGAUGUGCUACCUGCAACAUUUGACAAGGCAUCAAAAGCUAACCUAGCAGGAAACUGUUAUUUGCUGCGUUUAAUAGGCUUUGGGAGCUUGGUUAUGUAGCAGAUAGUUGUGUUUUGUGUUUGUUUUCUACAAUGUUAAAUAAAUAUCUCCAUGCACCAGUUGUGUAAGGUUGAAAGGUGGAAAUAACUGUAUAAUGUAUUGGCUGAUUAAAUUCUGAUCAGUAAAUUAGCUUGAAGGGUUAAAGGGUUAUUUCAACCAAAUAACAGUGUUUUUACAAAACCUUUGGUUAGAGUUACCCUUUUUGAAAUGUUCUGCCCCUCCACCCUGUUAAAAAAAAAAAAAAAACACUAAAACUCACCUCUGUACCAUAGCCAAGUCCACGUUCUUCCUGCAGCUCGAUCCUCCUUGCCUGUUUUCACUCAACCUUGCUGGAGGGUUAGGGAAGAUGGGGGCAGCAUGGGAGGGAUUGUCUGGCGGCAGCAUGCAGUGCGUGCUGGCAUCAGAUGCCAAUUUUGCACAUGAUAGACAUUAGCCAGGCCAGAAUGGUGUUCUUGGCUGGCUAAUGAUCUGCCAGAGAUGGAGUUACACCUCCAGUAGCUAAGGGGUUAAUCUCUGUGUGUGCAGCAUUUCAAAGUGAAACCCUGCACAUACAGCCUCCAGGCACAAGUGACCUCUUCAGAAUCAAUUAAGUAGUCAUGGUGCUCGUGGUAACCCUCUAAUUACCUAGAGGUGCAAUUUUCAUUCUAAAAGCAAUAUCUAAAUGCUUUCCCAAUAAUUGUUUCCUCAUU